AUGCGAGGCAUCAAGAAGUCGCGGCAUGGGUGUGCCACGUGCAAGAGCAAACGCCUCAAAUGCGACGAAUCUCGGCCCUCGUGUGGCCGCUGUACUCGACUCGGCGUACACUGCCCUGGCUAUUCCCAGCCGAUUCGCUGGGUGACGAAACACGAAGUUUUCGAAGCCUCAGCCUUGUCUAAGAGGCGACCUUCUCUGAUUUCUCCAAAUGAAAGCCCGGGAACUAAUGAUGAUGUGGGCUCCGUCAUAUCGGAGCGUGUCUCAUCGAGUAUGCCGAAUAAUGACGAAGCCUCGUCAUCCAAUGACCUUCACCAGUCUCUCGACAUCGAGCACUUGGAUCACCAAUUCAGCAUGACCUUGCCAGAAUUAGAACAUUUGGACACGCCGCCAUUCAUCACGGCAGGCGUGACUCUUGACUUGGACCAGCCGCAGACCUCAAGUUCCGGUACCGUUCAGCAGGCACCGGGAGAUCAUCCAAAGACAAACCAGGAGAUCCUUACCGACAGGGUAUUUUCCCAUGUAAAUUCUUCGCCAGCGUCGCCAUUUAGGUGUCGCCUGCCUUCACAAGCUAGCAGACUGAGUAUUUUCCCCCUUCCGCGCAGGUCGCUGGAAGACCCGUCAUCUACUCUAGUUGAAUACUAUUUCAAAGAAGUUGCCGGCUUGUUUUCAAGUUACGACAGCCAUAUGAAUCCCUUUCGAACGACCGUGUCUCGUCUGUGGGCGUCCUCGCCGGCUAUGUGCCGAACAUUGCAAAGCAUGGCAGCCGCCACUCUGGUGGACGACUUCCCUCAAUUUGGUCCACUAGGGCUUAGAAUGCGCAAAGACGCCAUAUCUAUUCUAGAAAAGCAACAAGUUCUUGAUGAUAAAUCUCUUCUCGCUAUGUUAAUGCUCGGUCAGACGGCAAGCUGGCAUAACCCGAAUGAUUUGGGGAUUUCCUUUUUCAAUACCCUCCGCGACCACCUUAAUUCCUCUACAAUUGGCGUCAACGGUGGAUUGCUUCUGACGAACCGCAACAACUAUCAAUUCUUCGAGGAAGCACUCGUAUACUGGGAAAUGCUGCUUUCAUAUGUAGCAGACCAUGGUACGUUGACUUCGUCUUCGAAGUUAGAAACCCAAACGGCAAGUGAUCGAUUCUUGACGCAAAAAGUGCCACAUCCGUGGACGGGGAUCGCUCGUGACACUCAAUUUACUGUUCACAAGGUUGGCCGGCUUGUUCGACGAGAACGCAAGCGCAUGCGUACCAAACGAUUCACGUCGCAAAGAGACAUAGCACAAGCUCAAGAAGCGAUUCGGGAAGCACAGCAGCUUGAGGAGAGACUGUUGAGUCUGGCCCAUCCAGAGGAGACAGAUGUCGUGAACCCCGGUGACAACGAUACGCCUGUAUGGCACUUACUUGCCAUGGCCGAAGUCUACCGGUACACGGGACUUAUUCAGUUAUACCGAGUUUUUCCCGAUCUUCUACGCGAGCGUUCACAAUUAGAAAACAUUUCCAGAAAAGAAACGGCAUCUAAGAUUGUGGAUCCGGCGCUACUUUACCAGCCAGAUGAUCCGAUGACUACGUUUUUAUUAGGGAGCGCCAGUUUUCCUCAUGAUGUUUGUGUACAGGAUAGUGGUGGUGAUGACGAUGGAACGGACGAUACUUCAAAGGACGUACAACCCGAAUGGCUCACUACAAUCGCUCUGACGGCCAUGUCACGCCUAAAGACCGUUCCCUUGGAGUCACGAACGAGAUGCUUGCAACCAUUCUUGCUAGUGGCUUCGUCAAGCGAGCUUCGGCUACCUCCUAUGAAGGCGGAGCUGCCAGCAUUGGAUUCCAGCGGAGACGACUAUUCCCUGAAUUUGUCUGCGCACGCAAUUGAAGUGUCGAGGACUCGCAAGUUUAUUCUAGGGCGUCUCAGCUCCUUCCUCCACGUACUUCCACCAAAACCAAUUCACAUCUGCGUGGAGCUUGUAAAAGAGGUUUGGCGACGCAUGGAUGCCGGCGAGCCUGAUGUUUAUUGGAUGGACGUAAUGAUUGACCAUGGCUGGGAGACCACCAUGGGCUGA
Talaromyces atroroseus is the source of this 2046-nucleotide messenger RNA. RefSeq lists its product as hypothetical. NCBI's taxonomy places the organism in Eukaryota, Fungi, Ascomycota, Eurotiomycetes, Eurotiales, Trichocomaceae. Gene Ontology annotation, cellular component: nucleus. The coding region runs from base 1 to 2046 and encodes 681 amino acids. The record is from RefSeq and is a predicted model, not a curated record. Gene Ontology annotation, biological process: positive regulation of transcription by RNA polymerase II. Gene Ontology annotation, molecular function: zinc ion binding; DNA-binding transcription factor activity, RNA polymerase II-specific; transcription cis-regulatory region binding. The transcript has 2 exons.